This is a messenger RNA of Adineta steineri, 246 nucleotides long. Lineage: Eukaryota; Metazoa; Rotifera; Eurotatoria; Adinetida; Adinetidae. The record is from the annotation of a GenBank genome assembly.
AUGCGACAAAUAGAAAAACAUAAUGGAAUAUACUGUAUCAAAAAUGAACCAGAAUUGAAUAAUAUGUUACAUGGAAUGGUAAAUCAGAUUGAUAUAAUAUUACAACUUAAUAUAGCAGCAUCACAUACUAUUCCAUCAUCAAAUCAUAUGGCAUCAUCAGAUCAUAUGGCACCACCACCAUAUCAGGGUUUACUUAAUAAUCGAAUAUAUCGUUCUAUAUUGGACGAUAUGCAAAAGUUUCCAUAA